CAAGAGUCCCCGUCCUCUCUAGCAGCAGUGGGAGGGAACAGAAAGGCUCUGUUGUUUUUCUCGGCUUCCUUCUCGUUCUCCCUCUCCCUCUCUGCCUGUCGCCAGCUGCUGACCACGGCAGAUGGCCCUCAGGGAAACCUGGUGGAAUUCAGCAGCCUGCCCCCUGCCCCAGGGAAUCUGUCUUUAACUGAUGAUUUCUCUUAAUAGAAAAAAAGGAGGAGGAAAAGAAGAAGAAACAGAAACUUCUCCCUGGAAAGCCAGGCUUUAGCCAGGGCCUGGAGAGCACAGCCUGGACCUGGAUACCCUCCCGAAGGCUACAGGGGUCUGCGUAAUCGAAGGGCGGACAGGAUGGGGCUGAGAGGGGAAAGCUGAGCUGUAUCUGGCCACCCCCCUCUCUCUCCCACUGCCCGACGGCGGGGGGCGUGAAUCCCGAAACUGCUGGGACCCAGCCUGGACACCCAUCGGUCUGAAGCCCGUCUGCCCAGGUGUUGACAGCUGCAAGAGGCGACUGAAGCUGAGCAGGAGAGCAUCUUUCUCUGGACGGGGAGUCCCCUGGAAACUCCUGAGCCGAGUCCCUCCGGUUUAAGCCAUGGAGAACUCUCAGCCUGGCCAACCAUCCCCUGAUGAGAUCAGAACUCCAGAAGUAGAUAUCCCUGAAAAUAAAGAGGUCCUGUCAGAGUCAGAAUUGGACCCUAAGGACAAAGAUGUUCAAGAUACUAAGGGAACAGAUGAAGGGCAAGAAGACCAAGUCUCACUGCUCACCGAAGAUAAGGACAACCUGGAAUCACCGCCUCCAGAAGAUGGUCCACAACAACCAGAGCCAGUUCUAGGGACCCAGCCUUCAGCAGAGGCAGUGAAGGUGGAGCCCAACCCUCAGGAGCUUCCCCAGUCUCCUUCAAACCAUCAGCAUGAGACUGACUUCUACUGUGUGAAGUGGAUUCCCUGGAAGGGGGAAAGAACACCCAUUAUCACUCAAAGCACCAAUGGGCCUUGUCCACUUCUUGCCAUCAUGAACAUCCUUUUUCUUCAGUGGAAGGUAAAGCUGGCCCCUCAAAAGGAAAUGAUCACUUCAGAUGAGCUAAUGGCACACCUCGGAGACUGCCUACUAUCCAUCAAGCCACAAGAGAAGUCAGAAGCACUACAGCUAAACUUUCAACAGAAUGUGGACGAUGCCAUGACAGUACUACCCAAACUGGCCACGGGUCUGGAUGUCAACGUGCGCUUCACAGGCGUCUCUGAUUUCGAAUAUACGCCCGAGUGCAGUGUCUUUGAUCUCCUCGGAAUUCCCCUCUACCACGGCUGGCUGGUGGAUCCCCAGAGUCCUGAGGCUGUGAGCGCAGUUGGUAAACUGAGCUAUAACCAGCUGGUGGAGAAGAUCAUCACCUGUAAGCAUUCCAGUGAUACCAACCUUGUGACAGAAGGCCUAAUCGCAGAGCAGUUCCUGGAAGUGACGGCAGCACAGCUGACGUACCACGGGCUGUGUGAGCUGACCGCGGCCGCCAAGGAAGGAGAGCUCAGCGUCUUUUUCCGAAACAAUCACUUUAGCACUAUGAUCAAACAUAAGAGUCAUCUCUACCUGCUGGUCACUGACCAGGGCUUUCUGCAGGAAGAACAGGUGGUUUGGGAGAGCCUGCACAACGUGGACGGAGACAGCUGCUUCUGCGACUCGGACUUCCACCUGAGCCACGCUCUGGGCAAGGAGGCCGGGGCUGGCAAUGGGGCUCAGUCUCAGGAGACGCAACGGCAGGUGGAUCAGGAUUAUAUGAUUGCCCUGUCUCUCCAGCAACAACAACAACAAGCCACCUUGGGUCUCAGUGAUCUAGAACUGGCCCGGCAGCUGCAACAGGAGGAAUACCAGCAACAGCAGGCCCAGCCUAUGCCACCCCGUGCCCCUUCCCCACAGGAGAGAGGAGCCUCAUCUGGACGUCCAGCUGGAGAACGUAGGCAGCGGUCAAAGCAGGAGUCAGACUGUGUCCUUCUAUAGCUGUAUCCCAAGCCAAGCUGCUGUGCCUAGUCUGACGUGCCCCAUUUCUUUGAGAGGUUCCUCCUUAUGGCUCCUCCAUUUGCUUGCCUGUUUACCCUAGCCUUCUGGGUUUUCUUAGUCGCGGGGUACUAGGGAGCAGGGAGCAAUUGCCACGGCAAGAGCUGAUCAAGUCCAAGGGGCUGUUCUCAGUGUUGUCCAAGGGUUGUGCCUCCUAUAUCUCACACCCACCUGCUGCUGUCCCCUGAUCCUUCUCCCCAAUUACACAGGGAAGCAUCAAGAUGAGGGGCAGGGUUCAUGCUGCCCCGUCUUCUGCUCCAUAACACAAAGACACUAAUGCACAGACUCAGGCUCCUGGGUGAAAUGGCUUAGUCUAGAGUAUCCCUUUCUCCCCAUCUCCAGUUUGCUGGACUUCUCUUGGCUGUGCCCAGAGUAUGCUUCUCAUUUUGGUUUCAGGGUUUUGUUUGGGUUUCUACCUGGCAUUUGUACCUUCUUAGAAGUUUGAAAAUAAAACUUCUUUCCUGA
Messenger RNA from Antechinus flavipes (yellow-footed antechinus), 2506 nucleotides. RefSeq names its product MINDY lysine 48 deubiquitinase 1 (gene MINDY1). Gene Ontology annotation, cellular component: cell periphery; cytosol. Gene Ontology annotation, molecular function: cysteine-type carboxypeptidase activity; K48-linked deubiquitinase activity; cysteine-type deubiquitinase activity. The record is from RefSeq and is a predicted model, not a curated record. Gene Ontology annotation, biological process: protein K48-linked deubiquitination. The coding region runs from base 590 to 1984 and encodes 464 amino acids. The transcript is spliced from 10 exons. NCBI's taxonomy places the organism in Eukaryota, Metazoa, Chordata, Mammalia, Dasyuromorphia, Dasyuridae.